Messenger RNA from Protopolystoma xenopodis, 654 nucleotides. Lineage: Eukaryota; Metazoa; Platyhelminthes; Monogenea; Polystomatidea; Polystomatidae. The record is from the annotation of a GenBank genome assembly.
AUGCCAAUAUGCAUAAUAUGUGUCGAGGAUCUACGCUAUGUAAUUCUGGCCAAAGAUAAAAUUCAGCUUCGCUGGCGCCUCGGCGACAGUGCCAUUGACGUUCUUCAGACCUGUCCUCCACCUACCAAUAUCGAGGACAUAUUUGACUCUCCUACGUCAGCCUAUGGCAAUCAUAGUGCUGACUCAUACAAGGCGGUUCAAACGAGGCGGAUGGAUCCUUUCCAUCUUGAAGCCAGAGUCCUUUACACCAUAGAAGGCCGCGAUUCUUACUCCAGUGACUGGUAUCCUCUGGUCGAGGAAAUACAGGGUGGGCCAGUGGGUAAAGUAGAAUUGGAGAGGAAUUCCAGGCUGGAUACAGAAAUGAGCUAUAGGGUCGUGGCCAUGCUCGAUGGACAGCGGUCAAUGCCCAGUCGGUCAAUACGAGUUCUUAUAAAAACCGGCCUGUUAUGCCUUAUAAGUCAUUCCGUUCUUGUAAUCGCAAUGCAGCCAUAUCUUAUGCAGGUUGAUAUCUAUGUCUCACUUUCCAUUAUUUAUGGCUGGCAUUGCCCGGGAGAGGUGAAGAUGGCAAUACUCUUUGAAAUCAAGGGCAUCAUGAAAAUAAAGAUGGGCAAGCAUAUUUCUCUAUUCAACUAUCGUAAUUCUAAUGUCAGCUAG